AGGCGCCGGGCCUUGAUGCGCAGCUGUGCAGCCAUGCUGUCCGUGCAGCGCGAGUUUCGGCGUCAUUGCCCAGCCGAGGUGGAUAUGCUUCCGGUUCUGGAUUUUUCAGAUGUGAAAACCAUUGCAGGAUGGAGGAAACUUCGCCAACUUUGCGGAGAGUGGGGGAAGUUUUAUCAUCAUCGGAUCCGUGCGUUCUCAGCCGAGUUUUUCGCUUUUUUGCUCAUCAUCCUGGCUGAUCUCAUGAUUGGAAUGCUCGUCCCCGAGUACACUGAACUAAGUGGCGUCAACCUGGCCUCUUUACUCGUGGCGGGACUGGUCAGCACUGCCCUGAUUGUCAGCAUUCUGCUUCUGGUGUACCUGGGCAAUGAGGUGAACGAGGCGGCUGAGCGUCACCGUUUCAUACUGAACCGCACACGUUGUCUGCUGAUUGCCAUGAAGCACGAUGACGAAAGCAGGCAAAACACUGGCCUGGCAUGCAGCAAAGAACAGUUGGAGAAGUCCACCGACAUGAUGGCCAGUCUCAGUGACGAACUGGAGAGCGAAAGCAAAGUCAUGCCCUUGACACUUUUGGGCAUGCCAUUGGGUUAUUCCCUGCUGUCGUUCCUGAAUUUCAUACCAAUUGGAGUUGUGACGCUUGGUUGCAACUUGGUGUACCAGAGCCACACCAGGGCCUCUGCUACAGACUCCAGGCACAUCCACUCCACACUUUGUGGCUUUGCUGUGCCAUAUAUGCUUCACUCUUGGGAUUUGGGCACAGCAGUGCAAAGAGUGACUUCAGCUGGGAUGAGGUCAACCCUGGUCAAUUUCUGUGGCAACAAGGACAAUGUCAGCAGAUGCACAUCGUGAGACAUGCGAUGUGACAGCUAUUCCGUGGAUUCAACAUUUCUAUUAGUUUUUGAAUGUUGUGAAACAGAACGGGCAAGGGCAC
This is a messenger RNA of Cladocopium goreaui, 928 nucleotides long. The record is from the annotation of a GenBank genome assembly. NCBI's taxonomy places the organism in Eukaryota, Dinophyceae, Suessiales, Symbiodiniaceae.